AAUCGUCAUCAUUCCGCACCGGCGAACCCGCAUAUCUAUUCGUUCUGUCACGGAGAACGUUAGCUCGUAAAGUCUACUUUUUUUGUUUUUCAACACUGUCUUUGACGAAAUGAACAACUAAUUGCAGGACUACUGAAUUUCCACAGUGAGCCAACAAAAAUCAAAAAGGAGGCGCCAUGGGGACCAUAAUCUCACGAUGGAAGACAAAACCAACUACAGUGGAGCAGUUGGAGAACCUGGACAAGGAAAUUAAGGAGCUUGAAGAAUUCCGAGCAAAAAACCAGCGAUUACAAAAGUUAUGGGUGGGCCGGCUGCUCAUCUACUCGUCCGUGUUCUACCUGUUAACCUGUCUGGUGGUCUACUGCCUUUACUUGCCUGACCAAUGGCUUCACAGAUUAGCAAUGGCCCUGCCUUUCUUCGCCUACCCAGUGCUGGUGUGGUUCAUCCGGAAGUUACUGAUUUUCAUUUUCUUCAAACGCACUGAGAGGAACAGUGACAUCCUCGAAGAAUUAAAAGUCACCAAAAAAAAGAUACUAGAAGAAGUGAUGGAAACAGAAACAUACAAAAAUGCCAAAGUCAUCCUGGAACGCUUCGAUCCAGAAGCAAAGAAGAAAGCCGAGCUGGAGUCAACCCCAGUACGACCUCAGGUGACUCCCAGACCUGGACAAGACAUUCGCCAACGGGGUGUGGCCAUGAGACCGCCAGGAACCCCAGCAGCCAUGAUGAUGACUAGUCCACCUGAUGGCCAACACACCCCGGGCUCUGGGGCCACACCUGUAGCUCCAGGUGGACCACCCGAGAGAGCUGCUGUUUACCAAGUGGGAGUAGCCAGGACCCCUCGCAGCCCCAUACCAGGUGUAGGUCUACAUCCUCCUGGUCCUCCACUGGCAAGACCCAUUCUGCCUAGAGAAAGGGGAGCUUUGGACCGAGUGGUCGAGUACCUGGUGGGAGACGGACCGCAGAACAGAUACGCUUUAAUCUGUCAGCAGUGCUUUUCGCACAACGGCAUGGCCCUCAAAGAAGAGUUUCAAUACCUCGCCUUUCGCUGUGCGUAUUGCUACUUCUUGAAUCCAGCCCGCAAGACACGUCCACAGGCUCCCAGGCUGCCAGAGUUCAGUUACGAGAAACGGCUGCGCGCGGAGUCGCCGUCCCGAGCAAAGUGCUCCGGCACCGACACGGAGGGGAGUGCACCCCCCUCUGGAGCCAAGGCGCCGGCACCGUGGAGUUUGGUCCAUAGUUUCCCCGUCUGGCAGAACCCUCAGAAUCGAGCUCUGCAAAAUACAGACGAACGAGAGCUGGAUGAAGUUGUCCAAGCUCGCGCUGGAAUUGGAGAUGCUGAGAGCCAUGCCAAGGAGAAGGGGAAAGAAGAGAAGGAGGCAGAAGAGCUGGUUCAGGAAGAGGAAGUAGAUGAAGAGGAUGACGAAGCAGAGGACAACGACUCAUCCACCCAUGAACCUCAGCUGUCGUAGCCAUGUGGGGAGAAAAAGGUGUUUGCACUCACUAUCACAGACAGAAGCGAAAAGCUUUAAGUCAGAGAGGAUUAUUUGUGCUCAUACAGUAUUUAUUAUUACUUAUAUUAUUGAAAGUUUCAUGCAUGAGCUGCUGUUUCAAGGCAAACUUGUUUGGUUUAGAUAUAUUAAGUAAGUUUAAGACUCCAUUUUUAAACCAAGUUGAAACGGAGAGAAAAAAUUUGUCUUAUAGUCCGAACCCUAACCGUAUCAUUAAAAUAAUUGGCUAUUUAAGGCAUAUACACACAACUCAACUGACAAAAUUUGCAUUAAAUUAUAUAUUAAAUAACUGCUUAAUUCUUGAAAAUAUGAAACAGAAAUGAGUUCUAAUAAAAUAUACUGUGGGGCAAAUAAGUAUUUAGUCAACCACCAAUUGUCCAAGCUCUCCUACUUGAAAAGAUUAGAGAGGCCUGUAAUUGUCAACAUGGGUAAACCUCAAUCAUGAGAGACAGAAUGUGGAUAUAGAAAUAAAUGAUUGCUCAUUUAUUGUGGGAAAAAUGUACAGUGAGGCAAAUAAGUAUUUAGUCAACCACUAAUUGUGCAAGUUCUCCCACUUGAAAAUAUUAGAGAGGACUGUAAUUGUCAACAUGGGUAAACCUCAACCAUGAGAGACAGAAUGUGGUGAUUAAAAAAAAAACAGAAAAUCACAUAGUUUGAUUUUUAAAUAAUUUAUUUCCAAAUUAGAGUGGAAAAUAAGUGUUUGGUCACCUACAAACAAGCAAGAUUUCUGACUGUCAAAGAGGUCUAACUUCUUCUAACGAGGUCUAACUUGUUACCUGUAAGAACGGGGCCAUAUAUUGAGAGAUUCUGAGUGAAAAUCUCCUUUCAUCACCAAGGGCAUUGAAGAUGAGACGUGGCUGGGUCUUUCAGCAUGACAAUGAUCCCAAACACACAGCCAGGGCAACAAAGGAGUGGCUUCGUAAGAAGCAUUUCAAGGUCCUGGAGUGGCCUAGCCAGUCUCCAGAUCUCAACCCCAUAGAAUAUCUGUGGAGGGAGUUUAAAGUCCGUGUUGUGCAACGACAGCCCCAAAACUCUAGAGGAGAUCUGCAUGGAGGAAUGGGCCAAAAUACCAGCAACAGUGUGUGGAAAGCUUGUGAAGAGUUACAGAAAACGUUUGGCCUCCGUUUUUGCCAACAAAGGGAACAUAACAAAGUAUUGAGAUUCACUUUUGGUAUUGACCAAAUACUUAUUUUCCACCAUGAUUUGCAAAUAAAUUCUUUAAAAAUCAAACAAUGUGAUUUUCUGGUUUUUUUCCCCCCACAUCCUGUCUCUCAUGGUUGAGGUUUCCCCAUGUUGACAAUUACAGGCCUCUCUAAUAUUUUCAAGUGGGAGAACUUGCACCAUUAGUGGUUGACUAAAUACUUAUAGACCCUACCCACGUGACGUCACAACUCCGCCCUCCUGACUGGUGCCGCCCAAUUGUCCGUCAACACAUCGUGUUUACCUGUUACGGCUACGUACAUUCCUCCUAUUUACGGCGUGUUUUUCUGCUCGUUAACAUUAAUAAUCAAAAUGGUGAAGGCGUGUGUGGCGGUCGGUUGCAAUACCAGAGAAGAUAGACGGAGAGACUUGAAGUUCUACCGGAUUCCGAGAAACCCGGAGAGGAGAGCGAGAUGGGCUGCUGCAAUUCGACGAGAAAACUGGGCUCCAAACGAUUACCACAGAUUAUGUAGUAGUCAUUUUAUACCUGGUAAGAUGCAUUUAAUAUAUAUUUAGAGGGUUUUGGGCUGACAACCACAAUUAAGAUCAUUGCUAGGCUAAUCGCCGACAACAUACACGUAUGUAUGUAGUGAGAGUGCUAUCGCUAAACCAUAUAAACAUUAAAAGCCCUAGCUCCAUUGACAAAUGACAUGAAAUACAUUAGACUUGACAGCGGAUGUUAGCAAGAACAAAAGAUUUUGAAUUGAAAAUUUCGUAACUCACCUUUCCAAGCACAAGAUAGAUUCCUGCCGAAUUUUCGUGGACGAGGACCUGUUUCACCCAACCAGCAACGAAGUAUUUAUAAGCCUCCAAGCUCUUAAAGUUUUUCAAACUUUCGUGAGAAUAGGCUGAUUUUGUGUGGACAAGAUAGUUGUAAAUAUCAGGGUAGCUGGCAGAUGUCAGGCGAAGACGGCGAAGACAGCGAGUCGAAAAACAUCGAUUUAGGCAUCAAAUAUGGAUCUGGCGAAUGGAUAAACUGAAGCUUUUCCACAUAACGCCUUUUAUGCAACGCAUCCAGUGAGUUUACGGCAUCCGAAAGCACCGGGUCUUCCAUGAAAUGCAUUAUAAAUUGCUCGAUCACUUGAGACCAUUGAUAAUAGACACACAAAAUGACGGACAGUGGGGCAGAACAAUACAGCGAUCACGUGAUUUUGUGACGUCUGUGGGUAGGGUCUAUAUCCCCACUGUACAUUUUUCCCACAAUAAAUGAGCAAUCAUUUAUUUCUAUAGAUUUGCCAUAUUACACAUUUUACUCUUCUAUAACUGAGCUGAAUUAUCUCUCCAUUUUAAAAUUUAAAUGUGGUCCUUGAGAACAAAAUUGUGCCCUCCCUUGGUUUAAACCGGUGGUCAGCAACCCGCGGCUCUUUAGCGCUGUCCUAGUGGUUCCCUAGAGCUUUUUAAAAAAAUGUUUUUGAAUGGAAAGAGAUGGGGGACUAAAAUAUAUUUUUUGUUUUAAUGUGGUUUCUGUAGGAGGACAAACAUUCUAAUUCAGUAAUAUUGUAAAGAAGUUUAACUUGAGGUGACAUCGUACAACGGUAGUCAACAUACAACAUGGUGUGUCAUUCUCUGUAGGAUGCACUGCAGGGAAAAUACAUUUAAUCACGAAGGCUAAUUAUGUAUUUGUUGGCAGUCCUUUUCACAGGAGGCUAAUAUUGCUAAUUUAGAUGCAUCAGCAUGUGUUGCCUUCAUUAUAAGGCUUUUAAUUUUUUGCGGCUCCCGACAUAGUUUUUUUUUUUUUUUUUGGUCCCCAUCAAAAUUUUGGGUUGCCGACCCCUGGUUCAAACCAUAAACUUCCUUUAACUGUGUUUAGUGCUUAACAACUUUGGGUAGUUAGACCUGCAAAACAAAAUGGAUGGGCAUCAAACACUUUGACUUCUAGGAAAAUGCCCAACCCACUUGUUUAAGUUCUUUUUAAAUGGAAAUUUACUGAGCGAAGAGAGGUCACUAUUCUUGAUGCUGGGCAUGUGGCAUCAUGUGUUGAAGUCUCUUAUCUUUAGGUAGAAUUUGGUAAGCCUUCUAGCAUAAGCAUAAGUUCUUAUCUAUCAUCAUCGUUUUCAGUUGUAUUGCUCUCAAAAUGGCUGACGUUUUUGUAGCUUAUCAGCUACAAAAAUUAUUUUAAUAUUUUAAUAUUUAUACUAUACUUUAUACUAAGCAUUAAUUACAUUCUUCAACCUGCCACUUGCCUUGUUUGUUUUAAAAGAGUUUGCCAAAUGUCUUCUUGACAGCAUUGCACUGACUUCAUAUCUACCGUAUUUGGCCUUCAAACAUGUUGAUGCACAUUGUUUGCCGCACUGUUUUGUUUUUUUUUGUUUUUUUGAAAAUGGCCGAAGAUGAGGUACUAUUUAGCGUCAAUGGAGUGACCAAUGAACUGAUAUUUGUUAUAAAAACUGGUACCUUCAUUUUUCCUGUUUACAUUCCCACCUGCGUAGUGCUGUGCAACAUGGGAAAAAUCCUCUGUCACGAUCAUGAUAGCGAUAUGGCACGGUAUAAUGUAAUUUUUAAUCAUUUGAUGAAAAAAAAAAACAUACAAAAUACUAUGACAGGUUUCCCCUCUGAUUUUUUUCAUUCUUAUUUGCCACAUAGAUAAAACAAGUUAAUACAUAUACGUAGACAAUAUUAUUGGUAGAUUAGCUGAUUAACUGGUAAAGAAACAGUUUGAAGCCAAACACUGGGAAGGCUAUUAUUUCAAAAUAAAAAUGAAUAACAAGUCAUCCCUAUGGCACUUGUUGCAUUUUGUUCAUAUAUAUUUAAGUGUUUGCUCUGCUAAACUCCAGAAAAUCCAUUUGUCACCUCCAAUAAUUGUUUUCAUGACACUGCCGCUGCUAAAAUAAAAGUUUUUCAGCAAUAACAUGAGUGCCAAUGUUGUCAUUUGAACCAUUAGUGAAAGUAUAAAAAAGUCAAUGCAGUAAUUACAAGUUUAUUUCCAACUCCUCCACAGACACACAACUAGAAUUAAAUAUAUAAAAAAAAAAAAAAAAAAAAAAUGAAAAUGUGAGCCCAAAUUAACUCGCAAAAUGAACCAAAUUAAGUCAAUGAUGGCUGCACAAUCAAUCACGUUGUUGGAAAGACAUCCAACAACAACGCAACCAAAAUUCCUUCACUUAUGUGUUCCUCAGUUAUUAUAGAGACGCCAACCUUCCCCGGUUAGCAUUUGAAAGUCACAUGGCCCAGGACAUACAAAAAUCACAGUCACAAAUAAUUCCAAACAUUUCACUUCACCCUCCCACCCACCGUAUAAGACUUAUUUGUCCUGCAAUUGUCCAGAGGAAAAACAUGUACAGUAUUUCUAAUUUUAAAUUAGAUACAUUACAUUCCUGAUUGGAGACACUAGGCUGCAAAGACUUUAUUUUCAUUUGAUGAGUCCCAUCAAUUGAUAGUCCCUUUAUAAUGAUUAUCUUAAACAUUCUUUUGAAGCACAAAUCCAAUUUUAGAAUUUAGAUAGUUUAGUUAGUAGAAUGUUAAAUGUAUUCCCAGUAAAUCUUUGUUUUUACACCCCCCCCAUUCAAGCACAGUGUUGAUUUACAAAAUGUAUAUUGUUCAAUUUUCUUAAUAUUGACAAUAGUUUUAUUAAGGUUGUACUUGUAAAAGGCUUAAGAAUUGCUGCUCUAGAUCAAAAAUGUAUAUAUCUUAAAAGGGGCUAAUGUGCGCAUUAUCUGUGCCCAUUGGAAAAAUGCUGUUAUUUUUUUCAAAAGCAAAGAAAAGUUUUGUUGUUUUUGCAGGAUAACACUGGACAUGUGAUUUUCACUGUACCACGAUGUCUGAUAUCCUGUGAAUAAAAGCUGCAACUGAAGUAUAACACUUGUUUUUAAG
Messenger RNA from Corythoichthys intestinalis (scribbled pipefish), 6518 nucleotides. RefSeq names its product lunapark, ER junction formation factor (gene lnpkb). The record is from RefSeq and is a predicted model, not a curated record. Gene Ontology annotation, cellular component: endoplasmic reticulum tubular network. Gene Ontology annotation, biological process: endoplasmic reticulum tubular network organization. The coding region runs from base 177 to 1469 and encodes 430 amino acids. NCBI's taxonomy places the organism in Eukaryota, Metazoa, Chordata, Actinopteri, Syngnathiformes, Syngnathidae. The transcript has 16 exons.